GUUGCGUUUUUUACAUGUCAAUAUACAAGAGAACUGUCAAAAUCUUUGUAGUUGCAAGUUGUACUUUGAUUUUACUAUGUAUUAUCAUUUAGCCGUAAAGCAUACUGAAUUUUGUAAGACUAGCAUUAGACAGGGAUGAAUUCUGCAUAACAUAUGUUACAUAGUGUGCUGUAAGUUAUGUUUUUGGUUUGUGAGUUUUUGAAGUAAGGUCACAAUCAUUUUACCAGAAAACAGUGAAUGAAAGCUCCGCUAAUGAGCAACUUGUUGGCCUGUAAUGCUGUAUAAUUUCUGGAUUUCAUGGCGAUAUACUUAUAUGAAAAUGGAUAUACAUGUACUUAGAAGAACUGCAGAACUUUGAAAUAACCAAUUGAGUGAUACUUUAUUUGAAGCUACAAUGGAGCCCAUGGAGACUAUGGAAAUAUGUGAGGUGUCUCAGUGGUCUAAUAUAUGGAAACCUACGAAAGAGAAACAAUUUUCCCCAUCUCCACCCCCGCUCCCACCCCCUGUUGAGACGCGACGCUACACACAACAGGCGCUAGAAGCCCUGAAAGAUCUCUAUAGAUGCAGCAGUAUGGACAAAUCUAUCUUAAAAGUUCACCUACCGAAUGGUGGAUUUAAUGUUGUGAAAUGUGGGGAUGCAACAGAUGUUAGAGACAUCAUCCAGCUGGUUGUCCGAAGGUUAGCAGCGGGGUUACGAGAGUAUGAGGCAUGUUACGCACUCUUGUUGACUCAUACGCCAUCUAAGGAGCGCUACUGGCUCCAUGGUGAUUUGAGCAUGUACCAGGUUAGACAGAAGUAUGAGGCGCUUCAUACCUCUGACAAUGCUGAUGAUUGGAGAUAUGAGCUACGUGUACGCUACUUGCCUAUGAACUUCUCCACCUUGCUCUCGAAAGAUAAAGUCACAUUCUAUUAUUUUUAUGACCAGAUGUGGAACGAGUACCUGAAGUACAAGGCAGACCACAUAGACCCAGAAGUUGCCAUUAGACUGGGUUCCAUAGAAAUCAGGCGCUUCUUCAAGGAUAUGUCCUAUGAGGCCUUGGAGAAGAAAUCAAAUAUGGAAUACUUGGAAAAAGAAAUUGGUUUCAAGCGAUUCUUCCCCAAAUCAGUUAUAGACAAUUUUAAAAGUAAAACCUUACGAAAACAAGUACAACAGUCUUUCAAACAAUAUGCUCCUCUAAACCAGGACGAAUGUGUGCUCAAAUUCUUGGAAAUAUUACUCACCCAAUGGAAGUAUAGACAAGAAAACUUUAAGUGUGCCUUAGGGGUUGGCUGGAGUAUAUCAGUGAACCUUGUAAUAGGACCUGAUGUUGGGAUUAGUUACCUCACAGAGAAAGCCUCAUCGCCCACUCAUAUGGCAGAUUUCCAACAUGUUCAAUCAAUACAGACUGUAGCUAGUGAUAAUGACCUAAAAGGAGUAUUGCAAUUAAAAAUAGCUGGUGCCGUUGAACCACUAACAAUCACAUGUCCAUCAUUAGCUGUAGCGGAAGAUAUCGCAGAUUUAAUAGAUGGAUAUUUACGUCUACAUAAUGUCAAUGACAAAAAGUCUAGCUGGUAUAGACAAGGUGACAGUUUACCCAGAAUUCCAAGUCAAAAGUCUAACAAUCGAGUUACGUCAAGUAGUCCCAAACCAAGGUUAAGUAGUUCCAGUAGCCAAGGGCGUGAGUCGGUCACAGACUAUGCAGAGAUAGUUGAAGAUGAAGGAGAUUACUCCACCCCUGGUUCUAAUGAUUAUGAGAUAUCACGCAAACAGGUGAAACUUGGUGAAAUCUUGGGUGAGGGACAGUUUGGAGAUGUACAUAGGGGCAUUUACAGAGAGAGCAAUGGUAAUGAGACAUCAGUGGCAAUCAAGACAUGCAAGGUUGACAAUGAAGAGUCAGCUGCAGACAAAUUCCUAGAAGAAGCAUUGAUAAUGCAGAAGUUUGAUCACCAGCAUAUCAUCAAGCUAAUAGGGAUCUGCAGCGAUAGUCCUAUCAUGAUCGUCAUGGAGCUAGCUAAACAUGGAGAAAUGCGGGCAUAUCUCCAGAACAAUAGGCCAAAGCUUCCUAUUCUGAUCCUAUAUGCAUACCAGCUCAGUACAGCCUUAUCUUACCUAGAGAGUAAAAAGUUUGUCCAUAGGGACAUUGCGGCAAGGAACAUUUUAGUUUCUGCCGAUGAUUGUGUCAAACUUGCCGAUUUUGGUCUCUCUCGAUGGGUGGAGGAACAGAGCUAUUACAAAGCAUCUAAAGGGAAACUACCAAUCAAAUGGAUGGCCCCUGAGUCUAUUAACUUCCGCAGGUUUACAACUGCAAGUGAUGUCUGGAUGUUUGGGGUUUGCAUCUGGGAAAUACUCAUGUAUGGCGUGAAGCCAUUUCAGGGUGUCAAGAACAAUGAUGUGAUAGGAAAGAUUGAGAAUGGGGAGCGGCUGGCCUUACCCCGAGGCUGUCCCCCCUCGUUGUAUAAUCUCAUGUGUGCGUGCUGGUCAUAUGAACCAUCAGGACGUCCUAACUUCUCCCUUCUCAAACAAGUUCUUAGUGAGAUCCUUCUAGAGGAGAGGCAGAGAACGGAGGAACAAUCACAGAGGCAGAACAGAAGGCUUCAGGCAAUGUCUUGGGCUGCUGCAGAUGAAGAUGAACCCCCUCCCAAGCCUGCCCGGCCUCAUUACCCUGGGAUGGAGAGAUUCGCUAUCUCCCCUACAGGUUCCACUCCUAACCUGAGCUUAAUGGACGGUUCAGCAGCUCAACCAUGGGGUGGUUCCAGUAACUUUUCCCAAGCUAACCUGUCUGGCUACAAUACUAUUGGCGGAACUGGCCGCAAGGCGCACAGUGGCUACUCAGUGCCUGCUCCUUCUGGCAACCAACCGAACCAGCAUACUAAACAGGUGCCUUAUAACGAAAGUGGCUUCAGCCUGGCGCAACCUAACAUUACUAAUAAAACACCUAAAACUAAUCCAAUUAAUGAUGAAAACCAACCUCCCCUUGGUUAUAUAGUGGCUUAUACCCCUCGGCAAAUUGCUGACUUAGUGGCUGACCAAUAUAGCACUCAGCCUCCUAUUUUUGGCUUGCCCCCUGCUCCCUGUGCUCCUGUGGAAUACAGGCAUGACCCCCCAGUUUCUGAUUUUUCUUGUCAGUCCCCGGAUCGUAUCAGUGGAGGCUCUAAUUGUUCACAGGAUCCUGUAGUCGAGCAUGAAAUGGAGAAGAAACUGCUUCAUGAGCGCAUUGCUAAGCAACAGAAGGCAUCAGCUGAAGAUGCUAAAUGGUUGCAGCGAGAAGAAACUAAUUUUAUUCCAGAAGUCAAAGAAGGUCAAAACAGCCCUAACGAACAGAAAGAAAAGUCCCCCUCCCUCAGUCUCUCAUCAACAGGAAAAGUCAGUCAGAACUCCUCUGCAGGGCCAAGUAGUCCUAUAAGUGUUGAAGAUUCUGUUGACAGUCUCCCUCCUGUAUCCCCUCCAGCUAACCAAUCAGUGCCAAAUAUUCCAAGUGAGCCAAACACAAAUGGCAACCCUGAAAAAGCAGCUGCCUCCAUUGAGCUUGAUAGAACUGAUGACCAUGUUUAUGACGCAACCACAACAGUUGUCCGUGCUGUGAUGGACAUGACUAAGAGUGUGCAGCUAGCAAAGGCAGACCAAUAUCUAGAUUUAGUUAAGAAAGUUGGCCUGGACCUGCGUAACUUACUGACAGCUGUCGACAGUGCAAUGCCCCAUGUUAGCCAAGACUCACAUAGAGAGAUUGAGAUGGCUCAUAAAGUGCUUAGUUCGGACAUGAGUGAGCUGGUAAAUGCAAUGAAACUAGCCCAGCAAUAUAGUACAACAACCCUAGAUGCAGACUAUAGACGUGGUAUGCUUAAGGCUGCCCAUAUACUAGCGAUGGACGCUAAAAAUCUAUUGGAUGUUGUUGAUACUGGGAGAAUUCGUAAAAUAAAAAGUGAAUCUGUGACGACGUAGUCAAUGUUUGGUGCUAAGAUGGAACCUAGAAUGUAAAGUUAAAGCAAUAUGAGAUAAUCAAGAUAUGGAGGUGUCUUAUUAUGAGAUUCAAUUAUGUUGCAGUGAUUCGAUUAUAAAUAUUUUUCAAAUGAUCAGUUCUUGAUAUCAUGCAAUGGAUAAUUCACAAAGCGACCUAAUUUUAUAAUUAUUGACCAUUGCCAUCAGGACCCAUGUGGAGUCAUCAUAAGUAUAUUUUAACAGUUGCAUGCAGCGCUGUCAAUGUUCAACUAGUCAGACAAGAGGGAAUAGUAUAAAAGGGUGAAGAAUCACCUACAACUCUCAAUAAGUACAUAAGUGCAAAACCUUAUGAGCUGUAAAAUGGAUACAAACUAGAGGUUCACCAUGCAAAGGCUAAAGAUUUUUUACAAUCUACCAGUUCUAUAGACUAAAUGACAAUGAAUGAUUGUCUAUUUCUCUU
This is a messenger RNA of Owenia fusiformis, 4376 nucleotides long. The record is from the annotation of a GenBank genome assembly. Lineage: Eukaryota; Metazoa; Annelida; Polychaeta; Sabellida; Oweniidae.